ACGGCAUUGGAGGGACAGCGAGGAAGCCAGUUGAAAGAGAGCAGCAGCAGCAGCCAUCUUCCGGUAAAUUCCCUCAAUUUGACUCCAAUUUUGUGCGUCAAUUCGCUAAUCAAUCACCAUUUCCAAAAUCCAUAAUACCGCCAUUUCAAUUCCUCCUUUUCCUUCUCUUCUCUCUAAUCAAUCGGAGAUCUAUCUCUCUCUGUUGUUCCCUUUUUCCGAUCUCAAUUUGGGUUUCUCUUUCCUUUUUUCCCAAACCCCACUUUGUCUUCCCGAUCAUCAGACCCGAAAUCCCUUUUUUUUCUUCUGGGUUCUGGCUGCUUCUGCUUCCCCCGCGUGUAGGAUUUGAUUCUUUGCAGGCGCUUGUGAUUCGCGGAAGUGGUGUUUGUUUGAGUGGGAAGUGAGAAACAAUGGGUAGCCCUGAGAAUAAUGAGAGUAAGGGCUUCUUUGCUGCCGUGACUUCUGGAAUUUCCAAGCUUAGCACCGCCAUGCACCGAUCUGUCAAUGGAUUUCUUGGUUAUGAAGGGGUAGAAGUUAUAAAUCCUGAUGGAGGCAAAGAAGAUGCAGAAGAGGAAGCUCAAAGAGGAAGAUGGAAACAAGAGGAUCGCGAAAGUUACUGGAAGAUGAUGCACAAGUAUAUUGGCUCAGAUGUCACAUCAAUGGUCACUCUUCCUGUAAUCAUUUUUGAACCAAUGACAAUGCUUCAAAAAGUAGCCGAGUUAAUGGAGUACUCCCACUUGUUGGAUCUGGCGGAUGAAUGUGAGGAUCCUUAUAUGCGGUUGGUGUAUGCUUCAUCAUGGGCUAUAUCAGUGUACUACGCUUAUCAAAGGACCUGGAAGCCUUUUAAUCCUAUUCUAGGAGAGACUUAUGAAAUGGUUAAUCAUGAUGGGAUCACAUUUCUUACUGAGCAGGUAAGCCAUCAUCCCCCGAUGAGUGCUGGGCAUGCUGAAAACGAGCAUUUUAGUUAUGACAUGACUUCAAAGUUGAAAACUAAGUUUUUAGGGAACUCAUUGGAUAUUUAUCCUGUUGGAAGAACACGGGUGACUCUCAAAAGAGAUGGUGUAGUAUUAGAUUUGGUGCCACCGCUCACUAAAGUUAAUAACUUGAUAUUUGGGAGGACAUGGGUUGAUUCACCCGGGGAGAUGAUAAUGACCAAUUUAACAACUGGUGAUAAAGCUGUACUAUAUUUUCAACCAUGUGGAUGGUUUGGUGCUGGCCGAUAUGAAGUGGAUGGUUAUGUUUAUAAUGCGGCAGAGGAACCUAAAGUUUUGAUGACAGGGAAAUGGAAUGAAUCAAUGAGUUACCAACCUUGUGAUAUGGAAGGGGAGCCUCUUCCAAACACACAACUGAAAGAGGUUUGGCAUCUGGCUAAGGCACCCGAGAAUGACAAAUUUCAAUAUACACACUUUGCACAUAAGAUCAAUAGUUUCAAUACUGCCCCUAAAAAAUUGUUGCCAUCGGACUCUCGAUUGCGUCCUGAUAGAUAUGCUUUAGAGAAGGGUGAUCUAUCCAAAGCAGGGUCCGAAAAGAGCAGUUUGGAAGAACGGCAACGUGCUGAAAAACGAACUCGAGAGGCUAAAGGACAAAGUUUUGUGCCUAGAUGGUUUAAUUUAACCGACGAGGUUACACCCACUCCGUGGGGCGACUUAGAGGUUUACCAAUACAAUGGUUUAUACACCAAGCAUCGGGCUGACAUCGAUAGUUCUAGCUCAAGCAGCAACAACGAGGUUGAUGUUACAUCGAUCGAAUUCAACCCCUGGCAAUACGGCAACUCGUCGACAGAUUAAGCCUCUCCUCUAUGUUUUAGUUGCUUGGCUUCUUCAGAUAGUUGGUAAUAUUUUUCAGCAUUUGAUAUUAUAGUCUGUUGUUUGUUUAUAUACAUAGAGUUUUUUACAUUUUGUAACUUUGUUAUCAAUCUUUGCCAGCUUCUUCUUCCUUCCAAUGUUCUGUCCUUGAUGAUAAAAUUCAUAAUUUAUGUGGUUUGACUUUUGAGUGGUGAUUACAUGAGAUA
Messenger RNA from Momordica charantia (bitter melon), 2008 nucleotides. It is a transcript of the gene ORP3C, whose product is annotated as OSBP(oxysterol binding protein)-related protein 3C. The record is from RefSeq and is a predicted model, not a curated record. Lineage: Eukaryota; Viridiplantae; Streptophyta; Magnoliopsida; Cucurbitales; Cucurbitaceae. Gene Ontology annotation, cellular component: cytosol; membrane. Gene Ontology annotation, molecular function: sterol binding.